Messenger RNA from Serinus canaria (Common canary), 7651 nucleotides. RefSeq names its product scribble planar cell polarity protein (gene SCRIB). The transcript has 44 exons. Lineage: Eukaryota; Metazoa; Chordata; Aves; Passeriformes; Fringillidae. The record is from RefSeq and is a predicted model, not a curated record. Gene Ontology annotation, cellular component: postsynaptic membrane; postsynaptic density; adherens junction. Gene Ontology annotation, molecular function: protein binding. Gene Ontology annotation, biological process: neurotransmitter receptor transport postsynaptic membrane to endosome; neurotransmitter receptor transport, endosome to postsynaptic membrane. The coding region runs from base 153 to 5642 and encodes 1829 amino acids.
GGGGCGGGGGCGCUGCCGCAGCCGCAGCGGGAGCAGCCCGGCCCGGCCUGGCCCGGCCCGGCGCGGCCCCCGCACAUCCGGGCGCUGCUGCAGGCCCGGCCCGUGCUGUGGCGGCGCGGCCCGGGCGCUCCCGGCCGGCGCGGUCCGGCGCGAUGCUGCGCUGCAUGCCGCCGCUCUGGCGCUGCAACCGGCACGUGGAGGCGCUGGACCGGCGGCACUGCUCGCUGCAGGCCGUGCCCGAGGAGAUCUACCGCUACAGCCGCUCGCUCGAGGAGCUGCUGCUGGACGCCAACCAGCUCCGCGAGCUGCCCAAGCCUUUCUUCAGGCUCCUGAACCUGCGCAAGCUGGGCCUGAGCGACAAUGAGAUCCAGAGGCUGCCCCCCGAGGUGGCCAACUUCAUGCAGCUGGUGGAGCUGGACAUCUCCCGCAACGACAUUCCAGAAAUUCCUGAAAGCAUCAAAUUCUGCAAGUCCCUGGAAAUCGCAGACUUCAGUGGGAAUCCUCUCUCCAGGCUGCCCGAGGGCUUCACCCAGCUCCGGAGCCUGGGCCACUUGGCCCUGAACGAUGUGUCCCUGCAGAGCCUCCCCACUGACAUUGGGAAUUUGGCAAACCUGGUGACUUUGGAGCUGCGUGAGAACCUGCUAAAGACUCUCCCCACCUCCCUCUCCUUCCUUGUCAAGUUAGAGCAGUUGGAUCUCGGUGGCAAUGACCUGGAAGUGCUGCCAGACACUCUGGGCGCGCUCCCGAACCUGCGUGAGCUGUGGCUGGACCGGAACCAGCUCUCAGCCCUGCCACCGGAGCUGGGCAACCUGCGCCGCCUGGUGUGCCUGGACGUGUCUGAGAACAAGCUGGAGCAGCUGCCCAACGAGGUCAGCGGGCUGGUGGCACUGACGGACCUGCUGCUGUCCCAGAACCUGCUGGAAUGCAUUCCCGAUGGCAUCGGUCAGCUGAAGCAGCUCUCCAUCCUCAAGGUGGACCAGAACAGGCUGACAGACAUGACAGAGUCGAUUGGGGACUGUGAAAACCUGUCUGAGCUCAUCCUGACUGAGAACAUGCUGACGGCCUUGCCCAAGUCCCUGGGCAAGCUGGCCAAGCUGACCAACCUGAACGUGGACCGGAACCGGCUGACGGCGCUGCCCGCGGAGAUCGGCGGCUGUGCCAACCUCAGCGUGCUGUCCCUGCGCGACAACCGCCUGGCACUGCUGCCCCCCGAGCUGGCCAACACCACCGAGCUCCACGUGCUCGACGUGGCUGGCAACAGGCUGCAGAACUUGCCCUUUGCCUUGACAAACCUUAACCUGAAAGCCCUGUGGCUGGCAGAAAACCAGUCCCAGCCCAUGCUCAAGUUCCAGACAGAGGAUGAUGAGAAGACAGGGGAAAAGGUUCUCACUUGCUACCUGCUCCCCCAGCAGCCCUCUCCCAGCCUGGAGAACCUGCUGCAGAACAGCGUGGAUGAGAGCUGGACAGACAGCAACUUGAACAGAGUCAGUGUGAUCCAGUUCCUGGAUGAGCCCAAAGGAGAUGAGGAUGAGGAGUCUGGAGCUGAGAGACGGGGCCUGCAGCGCAGAGCCACCCCUCACCCCAGCGAGCUGAAGGUGAUGAAGAAGGUGAUCGAGGUGCGGCGCAGCGAGGUGAACGCUGCCAAGGCUGAUGCCAACCCCAGCUCUCCCAACUCAGAGGAGAAGAGGCUGAGUGCCACGUCCAACCGCAGCGAGGACUCUCACCUGUCCACCAGCACGGCCUCUGUGGAGGGCAGGGCAGAGGAGAGGGAGCGGGGCUGGCCCAACGGGCAGCUGCCCGACCUGCACAGGGAGCUGCACAAGGAGGGCAAGCCCUGGGCCCAGGAGGAGCACAAGGAGGCUGCUGACCACGAGGAGGAAGAUGUGGAAGUGGAGUACAAUGAGCCCACCGUGCACUUCGCCGAGGACACGCUGAUCCGCAGUGAGGAUGAGGAUGAGGACGAAGAGCGGCCGUUCCCAGUGGAGAAGCAGAGGCUCAUCCGCAAGGACACGCCCCAUUAUAAGAAACACUUCAAGAUCACUAAGCUGCCCAAGCCAGAGGCAGUGGUGGCACUUCUGCAGGGCCUGAACAGCGACGGGGUGCCCAAAGAGGAAGAGGAGUUGGGAGGCUGCAAUAAUAACACGGAGCCCAGGGAUCAGGAGGAAGCGUGGGAUGAGGAUCACAGAAAGAACGGAGCUCUGUCUGCUCAGCCAUCCGUGAAGGGGGUGUCGUUUGAUCAAGCCAAUAAUCUGCUGAUUGAACCUGCUCGCAUUGAGGAGGAAGAGCUGACCCUGACCAUCGUGCGGCAGACAGGGGGGCUGGGCAUCAGCAUCGCGGGGGGCAAGGGCUCCACGCCCUAUAAGGGGGACGACGAGGGCAUCUUCAUUUCCCGUGUGUCCGAGGAGGGUCCUGCAGCUCGGGCAGGGGUCCGUGUUGGUGACAAGCUCCUGGAGGUGAACGGCGUGUCCCUGCACUGUGCCGAGCACCACGUGGCCGUGGAGGCGCUGCGGGGCUCGGGCAGCUCGGUGUCCAUGACGGUGCUGCGGGAGCGGAUGGUGGAGCCCGAGAACGCCAUCACCGUCACCCCGCUGCGGCCCGAGGACGACUACAGCCCCCGGGAGCGGCGCGGGGGGCUGCGCUUCCCCGAGGGCCCCGAGGCAGCCCCGGCCACCGAGCGCUUCUCCACCUGCCUCAUGCGCAAUGAGAAGGGGCUGGGCUUCAGCAUCGCCGGGGGCAAGGGCUCCACUCCCUACCGGGCUGGGGACACGGGCAUCUUCAUCUCACGGAUUGCAGAGGGCGGGGCAGCCCACCGGGACGGGAUCCUGUGCGUCGGAGACAGAGUCAUCUCGAUCAAUGGGGUAGACAUGACAGAAGCCAGGCAUGAUCAGGCCGUAGCGCUGCUUACCGCGGCCUCCCCCACCAUCGUGCUGCUGGUGGAGAGAGAGGGCAGAGCAGAGGAGCAGCCCGGCGAGGGAGGCUCGCCCCGCGCCCGCAUGCACUCCCCGCCGCCGGGCCCCGGGGACUGCCCGCCCGAGGAGACGCCAGCAGCACCCAGGAACCAGCUGGCCAAAGGGCUGGAGGAUCAGUACCCUGUCGAGGAAAUCCACCUGGUGAAAGCAGGGGGUCCCCUGGGCCUCAGCAUCGUCGGGGGCAGUGACCACUCCAGCCAUCCCUUUGGCAUUCAUGAGCCAGGGGUCUUCAUCUCCAAGGUGAUCCCGCGGGGGCUGGCGUCGCGCAGCGGGCUCCGCGUCGGGGACAGGAUCCUGGAGGUGAACGGCAUCGACCUGCGCCACGCCACGCACCAGGAGGCCGUCAGCGCCCUGCUCUGCAGCGCCCAGGAGCUCAGCAUGCUGGUCCGCAGGGACCCCCCUCCUCCGGGCAUGCAGGAAAUAUGCAUUGAAAAGGCUCCAGGGGAGAAGCUGGGCAUCAGCAUCCGGGGUGGAGCCAAGGGCCAUGCUGGCAAUCCGUUUGAUCCCACUGAUGAAGGCAUCUUCAUCUCCAAGGUGAGCUCCUCGGGGGCCGCUGCCCGGGACGGCCGCCUGCAGGUGGGGAUGAGGAUCCUGGAGGUGAACCACCAGAGCCUGCUGGGCAUGACGCACACCGAGGCCGUGCAGGUGCUGCGCGCCGUGGGCGACGCGCUGCUCGUGCUGGUCUGCGACGGCUUCGACCCCAGGGCUGCUGCUGCCAUCGAGAUGUCCCCAGGGAUCAUUGCCAACCCUUUCGCUGCUGGCAUCGGGCGCAAGAACAGCCUGGAGAGCAUCUCCUCCAUCGACCGGGACCUGAGCCCCGAGGAGCUGGAGAUCCUGCAGAAGGAGAUGGAAAUGGUGAGAGAAGCCACUCAGUGGGAGAGAGAAGAAAUGGAGAAAGUGGAGCGGCUGCGUAGGGAGCGGGAGGCAGCCACGCAGCAGCUUGAGGAGGAAGCAGAGAACGUCCCCAGUGAGCCCCUGCGCCUGGACUACCGGACCCUGGCAGCGCUGCCCAGCAGUGGCCUGCAGAGAGGCAACCGUGCUGCUCCUGUGGGCGAGUCUGGCACAGGAAAUUCCAGACGUGAAUCCCCCUAUUCUCCCAGUAAUCCUCAGGCUUCCAUUAACUUCAUCACAUCGCAGGAUGACAGUAAAUCUACCAAGCCUGGCGUCAUUCAGCCUCUCUCCCGCCUGCGACCGAGCGCUGCUGUGGCACUCAGGGCUGAGGAGGGGGACAGCCCCAACCCCUUCCAGCAGCCCCAGCCCUGCUUCAGGACCCACAGCUCUCCAAAGCCGUCGCCGCCGUCGCCACCCUCCCCUGAUGAGGUGCCCAUCAACGUCAAGCAGGCCUACAAGACCUUCGCAGCAGUGCCCCUGUCCCAGCCCCUGCUGGGGACACAGGAAUUGUCUGGUCAGAGCAGCACAGAAAACACCAAACUGGCCUCGGAGGUGGCCGCACACAGCCCCGGGGGACAGCACAGCCCUGAGCAGAGGUCCUUCCGUGAGAGGCAGAAGUAUUUUGAGAUUGAGGUGAAGCAGCAGCACCUGGACAAGCCUCCCAAGCGCGUGUCCUUGGUGGGGGAGGACGACCUGAAGAAAAUGAAAGAGGAGGAGGCCCGGAAGCUGCAGCAGCAGCGAGCCCUUCUGCUGGAGGAGGAAGCUGAGGAGGAGGAGGAGGGGAGGCAGGUGCCCGAGCCCGUGCAGUCCAGUGUCAUCAUCGAGGGCGUGGAGUACAAGGUGGAGAGGCUGAAUGGCAGGAGCAGCCAGGCUCCAGCAGCCCGGCCCUUGGAGCUCAGUGAGAACAACAGCUCCCAGAGGAAUUCCCUGGAGGAGGGGAUCAAGCCUGAGCACAGAACCAACUCCAUGUCAGGGCUGAGCCCCGCCGAGCCCGGCGCUCCCGUGCGCACGGCCAAGGCGGAGCGGCGGCACCAGGAGCGCCUGCGGAUGCAGAGCCCCGAGCUGCUGGCCCAGCAGGACAAGGAGCUGUCCCCCGCUGAACGCCGGGCCCUGGAGGCGGAGAAACGGGCCAUGUGGAGGGCAGCACGAUGCUCAGCUCUUGAAGACAGUGUUAAGCAGUACGAGCAGGACCUGGCCAGGAGGCUGUACCAGUCCCGGCAGUGGGCUGCUGCUCCCGGGGCCAGGCCAGCUCCCGUGGCCAGCCCAGGGCAGAGCCACACCUCGAGAACCCCUGGGUCAGGAGGCCAAUCCAGGAUGAAAUCCCUGGAGCAGGAUGCCCUCAAGGCCCAGAUGGUCAUUGCCAAGUCCAAGGAGGGGAAGAAGCGCAGCACCCUGGAGCAGCUGGCAGAGUCACCCUCGCCCGCGCCCACGCCGUCACCGACCCCGCUGGAAGACUGCAGCCCCAGGAACGUCACCUCCCCAGGAAGGCUGUCAAUGUCUGAAAAGAAGUUUGACUACCGGGAAUUUGCUGCUAUUCCUUCCUCCAAACCUGUUUACGAAAUCCAGUCCCCUGAUGCAGCUGAUGACCUCAGAUACGGGGAUGACCGGAGUAACUCAGUUCCCCGGGAGCAGGACGGGCAGCCGGAGGAGGAGGAGGAGGCACUGGGAGCAGGGGAUCCAGCAGCAGCAGCUCCCUCAGCCCUGGAGGACAUGGCCCUGUACAGCAGCAAGCGGAAGCUCCGGCACAGCCGGCGCAGCCUGGAGACCGCUGUCCCCACAUAGGUGACCCUGGGCAGUGGACUGGCCUGGCACAGCCUGGCAAUGGACUGGCCUGGCACAGCCCUUCGGGAGCUCCAGGGACAGCAGCAGGCUGCCCCCCUGCCUACGGACUCUGGAUGGGACUGAGCUCCCCGCGAGCUCUGUGGCCAACCGACUCCUCUGGGGCUGUGAAGCGCCCUCGUCUCUCACCCAACAGUGCACUGGGGCGCAUCCCAAAACUGGGACAACACUGGACUGACUGCUGGCAGAUGGAGAGGAAGGGUGGCCAGGACAGUGGGCAGCUUUUUAGCCUGUAAAUAUUGUGUGUGGGGAAGAGUAGGACAGGGAGAAUGUAGGAGUGUGAGAGUGUGUUGGGCUCCAGCUGUUACUGCCUCAGCUUGGGUUUUGUAGUGGUUAAAAGGAGCUUCUCCUCUGGUGGGAAUCAGGAGGAAGGUCCAGCCUGCCUUUACUCCUAUUUAAUUUCCAGUCUUUUGCCAAAAAGCAUCUCCUCCCAGCUCCUGCACUGUCACCUCACUUCCCUUUGGGAGUGUUUGGGAAUGGGAAGCUUGGAGGCAAAAAGAAGGAAAAAAAAGAGAAAAACCCACCAGAAUUCCAGCAAAGUGCCUCCCUCUGCCACUGGCACUCUGUGCUCAAGGAAAACCGAGCCAGCUCUCUGCCACCUGCCUCUGUCCUGGUGGGACACUGCUCCUGCUGGGGCUUUGUGCUGGUCUGGAACAGCUCCCUCCCUGGGUGGGCACAUCCCCCUUUGUCACCAUGGCGGGAGCCUCUCCAGAGCACACGAGUGGAGGAGUCUCUCCUGUGGCACUGGGGCUGAACUGAUCAGCUGGGGCAGGAACGGGACAGGGCCGACAGCCAGAGCAGGGGUGUAGGGGUGUGUGACAGCACUGGGGGCAGGACAGGGGGCAGAGGUGGGAGGUGUGACAGCAGGUAUCUUAGUGGGUAGAGUUCAGGAACUGGGGAUGGGUAGAAUGUGGAGUUGCUGGGGUCAGGUUGGGAGUUACAGGAUCCUACACAUGGAGAUGUUGGUGGGGAGUCCACAGUGCCCACGCUGGCUGUAGGGUGGGGUGGGAUGUCACGGGUGCCUGGUGUGGUGUGGGCUGGCAUGGAGCACCAGGAGCAGGAUGGGGCUGGCCCGUGCCUUGCAAUAACCACACAGUUCCACUUUGCCAGCUCAUUGGCUUCAGGCCCCUUCCCAUGGAGGACAGGGAAAAUGCACGUUUGCCCACACAAGAGGGGAAAAAGGAAAAUGAGAAAUGAGUGGGGGUGUGAGCCUUGGUUUCCACACGUGGAACAAGGGCUGUGAGCAGGUUCUGAAUCAAGUGAGCUCUGCAGAUGUGGAGGUCACAGCUGCUGCUCCCAAUUCUGUCAUCAGCCUCUGCUGCCACUAGUGAGGGGAAACAACCCUUUUCUUUUUAUCACUGCCUCUCACCGUGAGGAAGGUCCGAGCUCGGCACAAUCCCGGUCCCUGUCCAUUGGUGCUCUCUGACUCCCCAGUAAGACCAGGGUUGGACCUUGAGCCUCACAGUGGCUGGGCACUGACAGGCACAUCUGCUUGUACAUUUGCUGAAGGAAAGAGCUGGAUGCAGUUUUUGGGGUGCAGUUUUUUAGUUGAGCCUCUCCUUUCAUGCCAAAAUCCAGCGGAUCAUUUUAACUGACUCUGUACGUUUUGAUUUUACAGACUUGUGAAGGGGAACUCUGAUAAUCUCACGCUGCAGCCGCAGCUGCCUCCAUCAUCAGCAAUUUGAGCUUUUCCUUUUUAAAUCUAAUUUUAGCAUUUGCUUUUUAACAAGAGCAGUUUUGGAAACAAUCCUGGCUGGGUUUUGGUGACUAACUUGUGAUUCUUCUCUCCUUUCCCUGUGCGGUACCUGGUGCCAGGCUCUGGAUUCUCUCCCAUUCUCUCCCAAGAGACUCCGAGGGAAAAUUAGCGCAUCAAGACUGUAACUAGUGAAAUUUGUACAACCAAAGAAAUCUAUUUUGUGGUUCAAGGAUAAUAAAGUUUACUUUACAUUUUA